Molecule: messenger RNA, 427 nt
Organism: Staurois parvus
Lineage: Eukaryota; Metazoa; Chordata; Amphibia; Anura; Ranidae
Source: the annotation of a GenBank genome assembly
CACAGCUGAUCACAUGUAAACAGGGAAAUGUCGGUUAUCGGCAUUUCUCUCCUCACGAGCUGUUACGCUGGCAGCUCGAGAAAGUGCCACCUGUCAGUGUCCAUCAGUGCCUUGUGUCAGUGCUGAACAGUGCCACGUGCCAGUGCCCAUCAGUGCCACAUCAAUGCCACAUAUCAGUGCCCAUCUGAGCUGCCUUUCAGUGUCACCCAUCAGUGCCAGUCAGUGCCACCUAUCAAUGCCAAUCAGUGCCACCUAUCAGUGCCAGUCAGUGCCGCCUAUCAGUGCCAGUCAGUGCCGCCUAUCAGUGUGCAUCAGUGCCCGUCAGUGCCACCUUACAGUGCCAAUCAGUGCCGCUUAUCCGUGCUAUAUAUCAGUGUCAUACAGUCAGGUCCAUAAAUAUUGGGACAUCGACACAAUUCUAAAAUUU